Chlamydomonas reinhardtii is the source of this 1279-nucleotide messenger RNA. RefSeq lists its product as uncharacterized. Lineage: Eukaryota; Viridiplantae; Chlorophyta; Chlorophyceae; Chlamydomonadales; Chlamydomonadaceae. Bases 207 to 485 code for a protein of 92 amino acids. The record is from RefSeq and is a predicted model, not a curated record. The transcript has 5 exons.
GCUUGGGCUUGAUAUCAGUCAACUUGUAGCACGACAUUCAAACGCCUCUGCACUUGCUUGCUUGCCUGUAGAACCAUUGCCACCGAGAAACGCAGACUUUAUCAAGUCGAAGGAUUGAAAGCUGCACGUGCAAUUAGCUGCACUAGUCUGCACCGCUCGUUUGGAACCCGACCGCCGACCGCUUAACUCCCUGUUGCCGUCCCAAAAUGCACAGCAUUAAGUCGUCUCGUGCUGUGGCACCUGCCCGCCGGACUAUGGCUGUGUCAGCUGUGGCUGCUCCCAUGCCGUCGCCCAAGGCCAGCUCCAAUGGAAACGGCGGUGGCCCGCACCCUGUGCUCAACGUUAAGGCCACCAUGGAUGACAUCAACAAGCAGCUGGGGUCCUUCAUGAAGCAGGUGGCCAGCAGCAGCUCUCUGGAGAAGAUUAACAAGGGCAUCGGCCAGGAGAUCUCCAAGGCUGCGCUGGAUAAGUUCCGGCGGCAGUAAGGCGCGCGCAGUGUGCGCAACCCUGGGCGCUUGUCACCGCCCGAGGAUUGUUUGCGCCACUGCCACUGCCUGUGGUGAAACGCCGUGGCCUGGGUGUGGCGCAUGGCAUAUGCAUUGACAGAUAGACAAAAUCUUGUGAAGUGCAAUGUGGGAUGUUUGCGUCUUGGCUGUGUCGUUCACCCGUGUCGAUUGGGGCCAAGUGCGGUGCACCAGCCGUCAUUGCUGUGUUUACCGUUGCCGACAGACCGCACAGAUGCAGGCAACGUUGUCUGCUUGGGAGUCAGGUGACGUUCGCAGAGCUCGUGUUGUCGUGAGCGUCGUGUAGAGUUGACCUGCAAGUGGUUUUGCUAGCUAGCUAGCUGCUACUCGGGCUGCGGGGCAAAAGCCGGCACCAUUGACCACACACGAGCAUCGCUGCGUGGUGGUUGGACUGCCGGUCAUGGCAGCACACGCACGGAGUGGCCGCAAUGGCCGCCCGCUGCAAAGUUUUACGAGGGACGCAGGAGGAGCAGGGAAGGGGAAGGAGGCCACGGAAGGCAUGAUCAGGCGAGGGGUCGCGUGGCAGAGCUGGAUGAUAGGGAAACCGGAUGUAGUGUACAGCGGCAAUGGGCAGCCCAUGCGGGCAUAAGAGAGUGCUAAGCUAGUGUAGAGGCUCAGCAAAGUGGUGUAGCCUACGGUUUACCCGAGCAAAUGCUGCCUGUGUGGAACCGCCUGCCGGCCAGAGCCAGGGGUUGGAAGUAGGUCAUACCCUACCCACCGACCAGCCCACGCUCCCGUCUCAACCCGAUGCCAGU